Sorghum bicolor (sorghum) is the source of this 447-nucleotide messenger RNA. Its product is annotated as homeobox even-skipped homolog protein 2-like. NCBI's taxonomy places the organism in Eukaryota, Viridiplantae, Streptophyta, Magnoliopsida, Poales, Poaceae. The record is from RefSeq and is a predicted model, not a curated record. Bases 1 to 447 code for a protein of 148 amino acids. The transcript has a single exon.
AUGAAGCAGACUGCCGACGCCCUCCACGACGUUGGCCAAGCCGUAUCCGAGCCUCAGCUUGUGCUAAAUUUGCUUCGUGGUCUCAACCCACGAUUCGCAAAUUCUGUGGACAUCAUCGCCAACUCGGCGGUGCUUCCGUCCUUCACCUCAGCGCACAAUACCCUCCGGCUCAAGGAAAUUCGCCUCGCCUCCGACGCCAAGGUCUCCUCCGACACUGCCCUUACUGCAGUUGACACCUCCGUCCCUGUGCCCAGCCCCUGUUCAUCCCCUUCCUGUCACUCCACCCCUGCCCAGCCCAACCGUGGUGGCAGUAACGGUGGUGGUGGCAAGGGUAAGGGCAAGGGCAAAGUAAAGGGUAACGGCGGUGGUGGCCGCUUCCAGCAGCAGUCCACCCCGUCUCAGACUUCGUCAGGCGGGCGUCCCGGCGUCCCUCCAGCCGGUUGUUGA